Molecule: messenger RNA, 477 nt
Organism: Paraglomus brasilianum
Lineage: Eukaryota; Fungi; Glomeromycota; Glomeromycetes; Paraglomerales; Paraglomeraceae
Source: the annotation of a GenBank genome assembly
AUGCGCAUAGAAACUCUUGUAGAAGGAAAAAUUCCAGUCAAAGCAUUAAUAGAUACAUCCUCAAAGUUUAAUACUAUUAGCAAGAGGCUGUUCAAUAAACUUAAAUCGAACCAUGGGAUACACCCUAGCUGUGGUCCUGCUGAGUGUCUCUAUGGAGACAUAAUAGAUGGUAUGAGUAUCCCAUUAAUCGAAGAAAAUAGUAAUAAAGACAGCUCUGGUAAAAAUGACCAACUUAAGUCCGAUUUAUCGGAGAAAGAGAUCGCGAAUAUGAUCAAGAAAAUUCUCUCAGAUGCUUCCAAUUCAGAUACUUCGGACAGUAAUUCAGGUAAUUCUUCUGCAUCCAGUUCGGGAAUAGAAGUUAUACAUAUGAAACGCCCCAUUCUAAAGCGUAAAGUAAAAGCCAAGUUUGCGGUACAAAAAAUUGAUUAUGCUAUCAAAUUAUAUUAUGUCGAGUUAAGUUGGUCAAUGACACCUUAA